Molecule: messenger RNA, 2077 nt
Organism: Daucus carota subsp. sativus
Lineage: Eukaryota; Viridiplantae; Streptophyta; Magnoliopsida; Apiales; Apiaceae
Product: probable anion transporter 6, chloroplastic
Exons: 15
Coding region: 142-1710 (522 amino acids)
Biological process (GO): transmembrane transport
Molecular function (GO): transmembrane transporter activity
Source: RefSeq, a predicted model, not a curated record
UCUUGCUCCUCUAGUGUAAUGGUGUUUCUUUUCUUCUUUCUUUCUCUCCUCAGACACGUUUUUCUCAAAUCUUUACCAUUUUAGCUUCUUAAUCUUUAGCCAUUCCACUUCGUGUCUCUCUUUUUUUUUGCUUACAAAACAAUGGCAAAACUCACCUUAAGAACAGACUAUAACAACAUCAAUUCUCUUCUUCCUCGCCACAAAACCCACCAAUCUCUGACUUUCAAGACUUGUUUUAGAAACCCAACUACUCAUUUGAGUUUAUCAUUGUUGCCUUUGAAGAAGAGGUUCAAGUUUUCUUGUAGUAUCAAAGAGAAAGAGAGAGAAGAUGUUGUGGAUUCUAGUGAGAGAGUUGUUAAGCAGCUAAGCAAGACCAAGAAUUUAAAUGGGUCAUCUGAAAUAUUGGGUACUUUUGAUUUUAAUUGGAAAAAUCUUCCUCAGAGAUAUAAAAUGGUUGGAACUACUUCUCUGGCCUUUGUUAUUUGUAACAUGGAUAAGGUGAACUUGAGUAUUGCGAUCAUUCCGAUGUCGCAUCAAUUUGGGUGGAAUUCAUCAGUCGCUGGAUUAGUGCAAUCAUCUUUCUUCUGGGGCUAUGCAUUGAGUCAACUGCCAGGAGGGUGGCUUGCUAAGGUAUUUGGUGGGAGAGUUGUUCUUCAAUAUGGAGUCCUGGUGUGGUCCCUUGCGACAGCAUGUGUCCCAUUACUUGCUGGGUUUAUGCCUGGACUAGUUUUGUCUAGGGUUCUUGUUGGAAUAGGGGAAGGCGUUUCACCAUCAGCUGCCACAGAUCUGAUUGCCAGAUUUAUACCAUUGGAUGAGCGCUCACGUGCUGUAUCAGUUGUUUUUGGUGGUUUAAGUGUUGGAAGCGUUGCUGGGCUUCUGUUGGCACCUCCAUUAAUACAAAAUUUUGGUUGGGAAUCUGUGUUCUACUUGUUUGGCCUUUUUGGAGUAGCCUGGUUUUUAGGAUUUCAGUUAGUAGCAGAAGAACAACCACCAACUGUUGCAACAGUUCCAAGAUCUCAAUCAUUAGCUACGGAAAAAUCAAAUACUUCUCUGGAAGAGCUUGGUGACUCGCUAAAGACGGUACCAUGGAAAGCUUUUUUCCAAAGUAAAGCUGUAUGGGCAAUGAUUUAUGCUCAUUUUUGUGGAAGUUGGGGGCACUACACUUGUUUGUCUUGGCUGCCUACGUAUUUCAGUGAGGUGCUAGAUCUUAAUUUGACAGAAGCUGCAUGGGUUUCUGUCCUGCCUCCACUAGCUUCCAUUAUGGUGACUAGCAUUGCAGCACAAGUUGCAGAUAAAUUAAUCGCAAGUGGAACUGAAACUACUGUGGUGCGAAAGCUAUGCCAAACUAUUGCUUUCUUGUCUCCCGCCGCUUGUAUGACUCUUUCCUCUUUGGACCUGGGAUUGCCUCCAUGGGAGGUAGUAAUAAUUCUCACAGGUGGCUUAGCACUUUCAAGUUUUGCAUUAUCAGGACUUUAUUGUACCCAUCAAGACAUAUCGCCUGAAUAUGCGAGCAUACUUCUGGGUAUUACCAACACGGUAGGAGCAGUACCUGGAAUUGUGGGAGUUGCUCUCACUGGUUAUCUUCUUGAUUCAACACAUUCAUGGAGUAUUGCCCUGUUUGCACCAUCAAUCUUCUUCUACCUUACUGGUACAGUUGUGUGGUUGGCUUUUGCAAGCAGUAAGCCCCAGACCUUUUUAAAGAGAGAUUAGUUCUCUUCCUAAGCUUUGGGUAGACUAUGCUAAUUGAAUCUGUCUCGGCGGACUACACUUAGUAGUACUACUAACUCGAUGCUGAAAAUUUUUGAAUUUGAGCGGCGAAAGGUAACCUCAAACACUAACCAAAACCUUUUUGAAUUAUCUGUAUAGAUUUAGGAUUUUGACAGCUUAGAUGUUUCAAAUUUAUAAUAGAAAUUGUACGAUUCUUAGCACGUUGGUCUCCAAAACAUCAUCACACAACACUCUCUGUAUUCAUGUGAAAAGGAUGUAAUAGAUGGUACCUGAUGCUGUAUAUAGUGAACAAUCAGAACUUCAUAUGAAAUGCCCAUAUUUAUUUAGAAAUAUAUUUUACUUAUCAUAA